Messenger RNA from Diabrotica balteata, 3055 nucleotides. The record is from the annotation of a GenBank genome assembly. NCBI's taxonomy places the organism in Eukaryota, Metazoa, Arthropoda, Insecta, Coleoptera, Chrysomelidae.
AAAACGACAUAACCUCUUUUUAAAAAUAUUUUGAAUUUGAAUAGUGAUUUUGUGUGCCCAAUGUUAACAUAAAAACGUAAGGAAUAACCUAAACGACUACUUGCCUAAAGAAUACUUCAAUAUGUUUGAGAGAAAUUUAAUUUUAAAGUAUUUACCUGUAAAAGACAGCUUCUUAUAUACUAACCCCAAUUUGAAAUUUUUAAAAACUGGUGCUUGUGUUAAAGUUAUUAUUAACGAGAAUCAUGUUGUAUAUUUUUCUGUUGGUGAUACCUCAGUAGAACUGGAUGACAACUGUAUUGGACUUAACUCUUUAUUUGCUAGAACUUUAAAUGUAGACAAUGGUAUCUUAGUUAGAGUUUCUGAAGUCCCUUCCUUCCCUUCAGUUUCUAGUCUGACUGUUUUUCCGGUUAACAGAAAUGAAUAUGAAGUAAUGGAGAUGUUAGCUGAUAACAUUCAGGAUACAUUACUUAGUCAAAUUAGAGUUGUUUAUACAGGACAGAAAAUAGUAAUAUGGAUAGGAAAUAAUAUUAAUGUGACUGUAUGUGUUGGUAAUGUGAAUCCAGUGUCUCCUGGUGCAAUAGACUUUUUGACGGAAGUACAUAUAGAAGAAUCUUCGUACAAGCCAUUGGAAGAUAACAUUGUCUCAACUGAUUCUAAUCAGAUCGCAGAUAAAUCCGAUUGGAAAUUUUUUUCAAAUUUUAUUAAAGCUCCUAUUGCGAAAAGUCCUUUGGAAAAAUACAUCACUUUACAAUCUGAAUUACUUUUUAGAGUUGUUCCCAUAAACAAAGUGCCUUUUCCUGAAAAUACUUUUUUAUCAGACCUUCCAUUUACUAUAUUUUUAUUCAAAAAUGUGACAUCUGAAGACGUAUCACGGUUUAAAAUAUUUCGACUGAGUUUAUUAACUAAUGAUGUUUUUGCUAAGGACAUUUAUGCAAGACUAAUGUUGAUUGAAAAUUUGGAUUUGAAUAUGGAUCAUGAGCUAUGUGUCGAUGAAGAAAUAAUUAAUUUUUUCGAUUGUCCGUUAGGAGCUAGAAUGAGUUUAAAACCUGUAGAAAAAUACCCUUUUGUUAAUGAAAUUCAGAUCAACGCUAAUAAAAAUUAUACAGUGGAUGUUAUAGAAACUUUUAAGCGAUUUCUGGCAAAGGGAAGUGAUCAAGAUAACGUUUUUGUAUUGAACAGCGACAUUCCUAUUAACAUUGGUGACAACAUUGUAUGCAGCCUAAAAUUCUUCCCAGAUGAACCAAAGUUUUGUGUAAUCGACGAUCAUCUUGUUAGAAAUUGUAAAUAUUAUUUAAAUAUCGAGAAUAUUGUUAAGGAAAACAAGAAGUCAAAAGAUCCAAGCGUUCAUAUUUUAAAAGAUAUUUCAAACUUUAACACACUUAUAGAAGAUACUACAAACGAUCUUUCGAGGCUGACAGAAAAUGUUUUAAUAACAGGAAAACCAGGAACAGGAAAGACGACACUUUUAAAUGAAAUUGCGCACACUUUGUGCCAAUAUCCUAGUUUUUUGUUUAUAAAAGAAGUGAAAUGUAAAAGCAUCAAAGGAAAAACUAUGGACUCCUUACAUAAAUUUUUUUCAAAUGUAUUUUCCGAGUUAUUGCUACAUCAACCAUCUAUAUUAAUUUUGGACGAUUUACAUAUUUUAUGCGAAAAUGUUCACGGAGAUGAAGCUGCUCCCAACUAUAUUUACUUUAGCAGAAUCAGUGAAAUGCUGUAUAACUUUCUAAAACUGCUAUCUCCCUUGAAUAAGAUUACAAUUUUAGCUUCCUCUGAGAGUACAGAUAAAUUAAAUAAGAAUAUUUAUACCUCACGUGGAAACCACCUAUUCAAAAAUAUUUAUUCAAUAGAAGAACUUUCUAAGGCUAACAGAAUAUCUGCUAUACAAUUUCUUUUUAAAGAUUACACAUUGGACAAAGAUACUUGUAAUGACUUGGCCAUUAAAACGGAAGGGUUUGUUAUUCAAGAUUUAGUAGAUUUUUGUAAUAAAACCCUUUUCGAAAUGUACAAAUAUGAACCAGAAGUUUCCACAACAACUUUGAUAAAAUCUAAAUAUUUGGAAACAGCUCUAAAAAAUACAACUGUCAUGUCUUUACAAAAUGUCCAACUACAUUCGCCAGGCGACAAAAAUUUUUCUAGUGUAGGAGGCUUACAGGAAAUAAAGGAAAUAUUGCUUGAGAACUUGCUUUGGCCUAGUCAGUAUCCAAAUCUUUUUGCUAACGCUCCACUUCGGCUUCAAUCUGGACUAUUACUUUAUGGACCUCCAGGCACUGGUAAAACUCUAAUUGCAGCUGCAGCGGCGAAACAGUGUGGAUUGAGGUUAAUUUCUGUUAAAGGCCCAGAAUUAUUAUCCAAAUACAUUGGCGCUAGUGAGCAGGCAGUUAGGGAUAUAUUUCAAAAAGCUCAGAGCGCAAGACCCUGCAUAUUAUUUUUUGAUGAAUUUGAUAGUUUAGCACCCAGACGUGGUCAUGACAAUACAGGCGUAACGGAUAGAGUAGUGAAUCAACUACUUACUCAAUUAGAUGGUGUCGAAUCUUUGACAGGUGUGUGCGUUUUGGCAGCUACUUCGAGACCUGAUCUUUUGGAUUCGGCAUUGCUGAGACCCGGAAGGCUCGACAAGCAGUUAUUAUGUCCACUACCCAAUGAGGGAGAUAGGUUCGAAAUUUUGAAGGUACUUUCUAAAAAUCUGAAUUUAAGCGAUGAUGUAUCAUUGGAACACAUUUCUACAAAAACAGAAAAUUAUUCAGGAGCUGAUUUACAAUCUCUUCUUUAUUCAGCCCACAUGUUAACCAUUGAUUAUUCAUUUGAAAAUGAUAAGGUCGUAACUCAGGAUACUAAAAUCAGUCAAGCUCAUUUGGUAGAAGCUUUACGGAAAACAAAACCUUCAUUAUCCAAUCAAGAAAGAUUAAAGUAUGAAAGAAUAUACGCAAGAUUCCAAAGUGGAUCUACGAUAGACGACUUAAAAAGAGGAAGCAAGGCAACUUUAGCUUAGGUUCAAAUAGGAUUUUUUAUGUUAGACUUGUUGGUAUUUGUAAUUUUUAUUAAAGACUUGUUGUAA